Messenger RNA from Exaiptasia diaphana, 1038 nucleotides. Its product is annotated as serine/threonine-protein kinase pim-2. Gene Ontology annotation, cellular component: cytoplasm. Gene Ontology annotation, biological process: protein autophosphorylation. The record is from RefSeq and is a predicted model, not a curated record. The transcript is spliced from 7 exons. Gene Ontology annotation, molecular function: protein serine/threonine kinase activity; ATP binding. NCBI's taxonomy places the organism in Eukaryota, Metazoa, Cnidaria, Anthozoa, Actiniaria, Aiptasiidae. The coding region runs from base 1 to 1038 and encodes 345 amino acids.
AUGUCGCGAGGAGCGCAAAUAACAUGUGGUUUGAAACGACCUUUAAGCUCAUGCAGCUUCAGUGCUCCUGAAGUACCGAAUAAGAAAAUUAUCAUCAGCCUUCCUGGCGACUUUAAGUAUGAUGCAGUUCCUGCACAAGUAGUACUAAAAGGUCCUUGUGCAGCUGAAUCUUGUAAUGUUGAGAAACRCCAGGAGCCAUGUGAUAAUGCAAAAGAGAUCAAACAAUCACAUUCUAAGCUGAAAGCUGCACCAAGGGAAAUACURGUCGCCAAAAGAGCCUUAGAASCACUAAAGAGAAAGUUUUUCUCUAAGUAUCAACAAGGUGAAGUUAUUGGAACAGGCUCUUUUGGAGAGGUGUAUGAAGGAGUCAGGAUUAAAGACCAGAUACCAAUCGGACCUACUCGCGUCCUCCCCGCCGAAGUGUAUUAUCAGCGUCGCCUGAACCACCCUAAUAUCAUUAAACUCCUGGAGUAUUACGUGUUUGAGGGCAACCACGUGAUGGUAAUGGAACGUCCACGUGACUGCACAGACCUGUUUGAAUACCUAUUUAACAAAGAAGAUAAUAACAUCAACGARCACGAGGCCAGGAAGAUCUUUCGUGAGGUCUUGGAUGCAGUAGUUUACCUUGAUAAACAAGGCAUCGURCACCACGAUCUCAAGUCUGAAAACAUCUUGCUGGACUUGAGUAAUGGCGGGAAAGUAAAACUGAUUGACUUUGGUCUUGCAUGUCACGUGACAAGUAAACCAAUCACAGAUUUCUUUGGAACACCCGAGUUCUGUCCUCCAGAAUAUCACACUGACAAUCAAUACGACGGUCGCCAAGCAACCGUGUGGUCACUAGGGUGUGUCCUCUACGAUAUGUUAACUGGUGACUUGCCAUAUAAGGGUGCAGAGGACGCUGCAAUUGAACCACUCAGGAUACCGAGUCAUCUAUCACAAGAUGCUCGUGGAUUCUUGGGAAUCAUGCUCGAUAAACGAACUGACUACCGCGCAAGUCUUAGCGAUCUGCUUAUACACCCCUGGCUGACGACACCUUGA